AUGGGGAAGGUGAAAAAGAGCAGUUGACUGGUUCCUCACGAACUUACUCCUCAGCAAUCAGCUAAGAUGGUGUGGGUGGGAGUUAAUCCAGAAAUUUAAGUUUGCUCCUCUGGCAUAAAUCCUGCGCCAGAUCGUAGCGUCUGUACUUCACAGGAUCUUGUAGUGACUCACUUCACCCCACUUCAAGCUCAAAUCGUUCUUAUAUUAGCGUUUCAGCUCAUUUGUACUUCGGCAGUUCCUCCUCCACCACUUAUAAAAAUUAUAGAAUAAUUAAUAUCAGUGGAUUAUUAAUUAAUUUGUAAGUGGAAGAAUCAUCAUUAAUAAUGUCUACAAACUAUAAGAAUCUAAGAUUAAAAGAUAUUUUUUAAAUAGACUUUAUGGUGAAAUUAACAGAACUUUCAAAUAAAAGAUUUUUUAAAAUUUUUACUUGAAAUGUUCCGAGGGAAAAAGUUUUAGUCCAAAAUAAUAGAAAAAAAAUUUAAAUAAAGAUUCCAGUCAUACUGAAACUGUUAAAAAAUACAAGUUAAAAUUUAAUUUCCAGCCUCUGUUUUGUGCAAUCGAACUAGACAGAAGGAAAUACCUGUUAUACACCUGAAUAAUUUGGAGAAGGUAGAUAUCACUGAACCAGAUCCAAAACCUGAAAAGUUAUUCCUUAAACCUUGCGGAGGGCCCUUCGGCCAAAUCCUCAGUGAUAUCAGAAAAUCCAUAAAAGAAAGUAGAAAAAAACAUUCUAAACUAUAUUCUAAUUUCAUUAUAUUAUUUGCUUUAAUACUGAUUGGUGUAUACAUUGGUUUUAUGAUAUUCCGUUUUAUAAAGACAGGAAGUGAUAUAAACUGGUGUUAUGGCUACGGUAGAGCGUUUAUCUAUAUCGCUGCUAUUUCAUGGUGUCUCUUUUAUUAUAUGGGCUUAAAGCCAUUUUUUUAUCCCAUCUUUAAAAAGUAUACGAAGAAUGUAUUUCGUGGGAAAAAUAUAAUGGCUAUGAAAUAUACAAUUUAUUUGACACUUUUAAUUGCAUUUAUCAUAUUUAUUAUUUAUGAUACAACUAAUAAUAGAAGAAGGCUCAUUUCUUUAUUAGGAGUUAUCUUUUUCUUAUUCAUUUCUUUCAUAUUUUCUAACCAUCCUGAAUAUAUCAGAUGGGACACAGUUUUGUCCGGUGUUACAUUACAGAUUUUAUUUGGUCUCUGUAUGAUACGUUGGGAAACUGGAAGAAACAUAUUGAAGUGUUUUGGGGAUAAUGUAGUAAACUUCUUGAAUUUUGGUUUAGAUGGGGCUACUUUUGUGUAUGGAGAGACAUUAAUAGUCAAGGAAAUGGUCUUCGCUUUUCAGGCAUUAUCAACUCUAUACUUCUUGGCUAUGUUUGCUAGAAUAUUAUUCUACCUUGGCUGGUUGCAAAUAUUUUGCUUCAAGAUUGGUAGUUUUAUUGAAAUGUGUUUAGGAACCACAGUCAUCGAAAGUAUUAAUGCUGUAACAAUAAUAUUUUUGGGAAUGUCAGAAGCUCCUCUUUUGUAUUCUGUUUAUUUGAUUGAUCUGUCCUCAUCUGAAAUGCACGCAAUAAUGACUUCAGGGUUUUCCACUGUUGCAGGUACAUUACUUGCUGCUUAUACAAGCUUGGGUGUUGAUCCAAGAUAUGUCGUAACAGCUUCGAUAAUGGCAGCCCCUGCUUCUCUUUGUUUCGCAAAGCUUCUCUACCCUGAAACUAUUCAGUCAACGACUACUUCUAAAGAAAUAACACUUCUAAAGAGUAAAGAUACAAGCCUUCUACAAGCUGCUAGCAAUGGGGCUUCAUCGGCCAUCGCCAUGGUCCAGGGUAUAAUUGCGAGUGUAAUUGCCUGCGUUGCACUUAUCUCAUUUCUUAAUGCAGUUUGUUCAUAUCUAGGAGCAUUAGUCGGAUACGACGGUAUAACUUUAGAGUACUUGGUCGGAAUGCUAUUUGUUCCAGUUGCCUGGCUGAUGGGAGUCGACCCCGAGGAAUGUCAAACCGUCGGUAGCCUUAUCGGUAUCAAAACUAUGGCCAAUGAAUUCAUAGCAUAUAAGCAACUUGGCCAACUCAAAGCAGCAGGAAAGCUAUCAGAAAGAUCGGAAGCUAUAGCAACAUUAGCUCUUUGCGCCUUCUCGAAUCCUAGUGCCUUGGGUGGUAGUAUUGCUACCUUAACAACGCUGGAAAAAAGACAAAGUGAAAAAAUUCACAAAGUUGCGUUAAGAGCUUUUGUUUCGGGUUGCAUAACAACGUUUACUUCAGCAAGUAUAGCAGGUACUUAG
Nezara viridula (southern green stink bug) is the source of this 2259-nucleotide messenger RNA. The record is from the annotation of a GenBank genome assembly. Lineage: Eukaryota; Metazoa; Arthropoda; Insecta; Hemiptera; Pentatomidae.